GAAGAAGGGCGCUCUGAUUACGGAGAGCGGGCUAAAUGUUGACUUCAGAAUUUUUUAUUUUUUUUGGGCACAUUUUUUCCAUUGAAAAUAAACCGCUUACUCGAACGUUUUGAAACAUUUAUGACAGUAAGUCCCUGUCGGUGUUGUUUCCCCACAGAAGAGUGAAGUUUUCCCCUCCGAGCUGGUAAAACAAAGAACAGUUGGCUAACAUUGCACGCUAACAGCUAAUGCUGCGUAGUUUAAUUUCAUUGAAAACACAGCCGACAAUAACCAGUUAAUCUGUCUACGCCUCUUGGUGUUUUCUUCAAAAACAUUUCUCGGAGACUGACAUGGGCCUGUACACAAUACAUUUACCACAUAAUCGAUAGCUAUAAUGAAGAGAAGAGCGGAUGCAACAUACUCACCUCUGCAUGGGAAGAAGAGGCACCGCGAUGAAAGCAGCUCAGAUGAAGAGUCACUGUCUAGACAAGACUCCAGCCAAAAUGACUCCCUCAGUGACCAGGAGGAUCACAGACCGAGCUUCUCCAUGCCGUCUAUAUCAGCAUCCUCCUCCUUUGAUACCCAAGACAGUGAUGGCUCCGCUCAGACCUCAAAGUUCACUAUGUACAACAGCGUGUCACAGAAGCUAAUGGCAAAAAUGGGCUUUAGAGAAGGGGAGGGUCUGGGUAAGUUCGGCCAGGGGCGCAAAGAGAUCGUGGAGGCUUCCAACCAGCGUGGAAGGAGGGGUCUGGGCCUCAUGCUGCAGGGUUUCCAGGGAGAGCUCAAUGUUGACUGGCGUGAUGAACCAGAGCCAAGUGCUGUUGAGAAAGUCGACUGGUUUCCCGAAUGCACCACAGAGACCCCAGAUGCAGAUGAGCUGAGGGACUGGUUGAUUCUGGGACCGAGAAAACUAAAGAUUGAGGAUGAAACUGAGUUUUGCACAGAAGAUCUUCUGCACACUCUUCUACGGUGCAAGACGGUGUUUGAUGAUCUGGAGUGUGAGGAGAUGAGGAGAGCACGAACACGCUCGAACCCUUAUGAGACGAUCAGAGGAGGUAUCUUUCUCAACAGAGCAGCCAUGAAAAUGGCCAACAUUGAUCACUGCUUUGACAACAUGUUCACCAAUCCAAAGGAUUCUGAAGGGAAAUCCCUGGUGAAAGACCGCGAGGGCGAGCUUCUGUACUUUGGCGAUGUCUGUGCAGGACCUGGCGGCUUCUCAGAGUACAUUUUGUGGAGGAAACGCUGGCACGCUAAAGGCUUUGGGAUGACGCUGAAAGGGCCGUGUGAUUUCAAACUGGAGGAUUUCUAUGCAGCGCCGAGCGAGUUGUUUGAGCCCUACUACGGUGAGGGUGGAGUGGAAGGGGAUGGCGACAUUACUCGGCCUGAAAACGUGACUGCUUUUCGUAACUUCGUCAUGGAGAACACAGACAGAAGAGGGCUGCACUUCCUCAUGGCAGAUGGGGGUUUCUCUGUGGAAGGUCAGGAGAACAUCCAGGAGAUCCUCACUAAACAGCUGCUGCUCUGUCAAUUCCUCACUGCCCUCUCCACUCUCAGGACAGGUGGCCACUUUGUCUGUAAAACGUUUGACCUCUUCACUCCUUUCAGCGUGGGUUUGGUCUACCUGCUCUACCUCUGCUUUGACAGGAUCUCACUCUUCAAACCUGUCACCAGCAGACCUGCCAACUCUGAGAGGUACAUCGUGUGUCGCGGUCUAAAACCAGGUUCUGAUGCAGUCAGAGAGUACAUGUUCAGAGUCAACCUGAAACUGAACCAACUCAGGAACAAGGACACUGAUGUUACAGAAGUGGUUCCACUGAACAUCAUAAAGGACGACACAGACUUCUUCCAGUUUAUGAUCAACUCCAAUGAGAGCCUCUGUGCAGUCCAGAUCAAGGCCUUGGCUAAGAUCCACGCUUUCGUCAUCGACCCGGAGCUCUCAGAGCCGAGACAAGCUGACAUCAGGAAAGAGUGCUUAAAGCUUUGGGUGGUACCAGACAAAGCCAGAGUUGCUCCUUCUUCAUCCGACCCAAAAACCAAAUUCUAUGAACUGACUAAGAACUCAGAUGUGGACGCGUUCCAGAGUAAGACCACUCCUCUGGACUCCAACACGCUCAGUAAGCUGCGACACAUUUUUGACUACAGGUGCAUUGUGGGAGGUGGAGAGCAGAUCUUCCUGCUUGCAAUGGGGAAGUCUCAGAUCUACACGUGGGACGGGAAGAUGCCUCUGCGCUGGAAAAAAAUGGAAUCUUUUAGGCUGGAGCUGCCGAGGGAAACACUCCUCAGUGUGGAGAUCGUUCAAGAACUGAAAGGGGAGGGUAAAGCUCAACGCAGAAUCAGCGCUGUCCAUGUAAUGGAUGCACUGAUUCUUAAUGGUACCGAUGUAAGAGACCAGCACUUCAACCAACGGAUCCAGAUGGCUGAGAAGUUUGUGAAGGCGGUGGCAAAACCCAGCAGACCAGACAUGAACCCGAUUAGAGUGAAGGAAGUUUACAGACUGGAGGAAAUGGAGAAGAUUUUUGUCAGACUAGAGAUGAAGAUAACAAAGAGUUCAGGAGGUGUCCCUCGUCUGUCCUACACCGGCAGAGAUGACAGACACUUCCUUCCAACAGGCCUCUAUAUCAUCAAAACUGUCAAUGAACCGUGGACGAUGGCAUACAGCAAAAACUCUAAUAAGAAGUUCUUCUACAAUAAGACAACCAAGGAAUCAACUUAUGGCAUGCCACCAAAUGCUGCUGCUCCUUUCCGCGUUUGUCACUCUGAGCGACUCUUCUGGGCCUGGGUGGACGGGGUCAUCGUUCACGACUCUCAGACCCGAAUGGACCCAGAGAAACUGUCCAAAGAUGGAUUUUUAACCUUUAUCCACCAGCAUCACCAGUACUGAAUAAAGUAAUAAAAAAAUCAAGAGCUUCGUCAGUUGCAGCUCGUGCACAGAGGAACAAAGUGAUGGAGCAUGCAGACCCUUGGAAAAUUAUUUAUUUGACAAUAAAAGAGCGAUAAAGUCUUCAGAUUAAAACAUUUUUUUAUCUGGCCGCGCAGCUUUUUGUCUAAUAGGUACAACUGCUGUAAGACCAUUAUUAAGCUUCUUGCUUGUUUUUUUUUUUUUUCUUAAAGUUUUUUUUUUACUGAAGUUGUGGAUUGUCUGCUGUCCUUUGUAGCAAUGACGACUGAUCAAAGCAGUCUCAACAGUUCCUUCACCCUCAAUAAACUGUACUGAAUCAUACUGGCCUUACACAACAACAUGGAGUCAAUGAGAAUGCUGCCGUUUUCACCAUGCCUUGCAUUUUCCUGUACAUCCAUGUUUUCUCAACAUCUAAUUAAGGAGAUGCUUUGCUGUGCUUGCGUACAUCGCUUUACCAAUUACAGAUGGGGUUUUAAUGGUUAAACUAUGCAUCAGUGUCGAUAAGGUCAGUUUAGCCUUCUGUACUACUGCUCUAAAACCAAGACUCUUCUUUAGAGAAGAUGAAGCAGGACACUAUAACCAGCUGCACCUCUGCCUUUUCCUCACUGCUAAUCACCCUGGAUGUAGCAGCUCUCUCUCUCAACCUCUCUCAUCUGUAAUGAACUCUGUGUGUGACCUAAAUCUCUGUUAUUUGGAUUUUGUGCCUCAUACGCUCUGACAAUGGUUAGAGAUGCUGCAAUUUACUUAUUUUUCUGUUGUCGAGUGAGCUGUAUGGUUACUGGGUGUAAAUACUAAAGCAGUAAAUAAAUGGGUGAUUCUAUUGCCA
Molecule: messenger RNA, 3704 nt
Organism: Girardinichthys multiradiatus
Lineage: Eukaryota; Metazoa; Chordata; Actinopteri; Cyprinodontiformes; Goodeidae
Gene: cmtr1
Product: cap methyltransferase 1
Exons: 24
Coding region: 374-2860 (828 amino acids)
Biological process (GO): 7-methylguanosine mRNA capping
Cellular component (GO): nucleus; cytoplasm
Molecular function (GO): nucleic acid binding; protein binding; methyltransferase cap1 activity
Source: RefSeq, a predicted model, not a curated record